Messenger RNA from Bursaphelenchus okinawaensis, 2027 nucleotides. The record is from the annotation of a GenBank genome assembly. NCBI's taxonomy places the organism in Eukaryota, Metazoa, Nematoda, Chromadorea, Rhabditida, Aphelenchoididae.
AUGGCAGCAAUCCCGUCGUCUUUAAUUGAAGAGUUCCUAAUGUCCAAUUUGAGUACUAAUCUCUACGACAUGAGUAACUUGACGCAGGACGAGGCGCGUCUCCACCAGAUUCUAAUGAAGUUCAGGCCCAAGAACGAGCCGUCCAGACUGAUAUCGGUGGAGUGGUCGGUAGCUAUUGGCAUCUUCUUUGUGGUUACUACAAUAUGUGGGCUUAUGGGCAACUUUACAGUAAUCUUGGCCAUCGCAGCUGAUCGUGGCAUGAGGAAGAGUGCGAUGAACUUGCUGUUGUUGAACCUGGCCGUGGCUGACGUUUGUAAUCUUGUAACAAUUAUAUUGGAAUGGAGUCCUGCCUUAGUCUACGGAUAUCCAGCAUGGGAGUUUCCCGCGUUUCUGUGUCCCAUGACCAGAUAUCUGGAGUGUGCCUUUCUGUUUGCGUCAAUCUUGACUCAGUUGAUAGUCUGCGUGGAAAGGUACGUCAUAACAAAGUCAAGACAUUAUCUGUUUUGUUUACAAUUAUUGUCACUGGACUGGCGGCAAUAAGUCGACUUAUAUUUAUAGUAAUAUGAGUAUAUCUAGGUUAGUAACGUUGCAGGUUUAUUGCCAUUGUGUUCCCUAUUCAUGCUCGGCAGUUUUGUACCAAGCAGAAUGUCAUCACCAUGGUUUGUAUUGUUUGGUUUACUGCCUUCUCCUUCUCUUUACCGUACGCUUUGGCGCACGUAAAACUUUCGAAAUGUGAGUAACUUGUUAUGAUACAAAUCUCAAGCAUUUGUAUAGCUGAGAGGUAUACACAUAUAACACGAUGCUGUAGCUAAACAUGCAAAUUACGUAGAUGUUAUUAUAUGUUGAAGAUCCUUAUGGAUCUACUAGGCAAAACAACAGCUUUAGUAUAACGUAACUUUCAAUGUAAUCAUUAAUAUUAUCAUAAAUAAAUACAUUGUAAUGUAAAGCCUGAUCAUAUAAUUUGAUUUCAGCUAACAAGUGUACCAACAUGUACGAAGCCAGUACCAUUUGGUUGUUGUACAAGUGGUUUGAGUUCAUGACAGCCUACUCCAUCCCGUGUACUGUAAUGGUCAUACUGUAUGGCAAAGUGGCAUGUGUGUUAUGGGCCAAGAACUCGAUGCUUCACAAUACAGAGUCACGGAACGUUGGGGACGACCGUCAACGUGGAGAGCCUUUGUACAUCAGAAGGAACGUGAUCAAGAUGCUGGUGGCUUGUGUGUUGUUGUACUUUAUAUGUUACUCGCCUAUUCAGGGGGUGUUUAUUGCCGGGUGAGAGUUUUGUUUGUUUUUUACUUAAAAGUGUUUACAAUAUAUACAUUUUGAAUAGUUUACUGUGACUUUUAUAAUUAAUACUGGUUAUUUUUACUAUAAUAUUACGAUCCCACAACUAACAUGUACAACAACUUUAGCGCGAUGUUCGGGCCAUCCAGCCGGCCGCCAUAUCAAGUAGUCUUACUCCUGAACGCUCUGGCUGUCAUGUGCAGUGCCUGUAAUCCCUUGUUGUACACCUUGUUCUCGAGGAAGUUCAGGACCCGGAUGAUGUUCAUCUUGACCUGUGGCAGACACGGCGCUUUCAAUUCACGUAACGAGGCUUCAUACUCUGUGGUCAAGUUGAACCGAGUACGUUAUUAUUAUAAUUAUUUCCCACCAAACAUACGACGGCUUUGUCUAGCACGUCUUAAGCAAGCCCACAGGCAAUGUUUUAAUUACAAAUUCGUAAAAUUAAAGUUUCAGGGUCAGGGUGGAUUGUUUAGACAUUUUUAUAUUUUAUUUUAAUUUCUUUAAGUUAAUGUAGCUUUAUACGGAAUUCAACUACAAUUUAGAACAAAUCGACCGGUGAACCAGAGAAAGAGCUAGGCCAGUUCGAGAUGUUGUUGAAGGAAACUGAAGGAGAAAAGAUCUCGUUCAUACCCAUCGAUGAACCAAACAAUGUCGCUGACACCACAAGUGUUGUACCUUCGGCUACAGAGUCCAUUAAUGUCGUCAAAAGAAGCCGUGAUCAUCGUACAUUCAUCUACACAACGUGA